AGCACUUUUGUUGCGAUGUUCAACCUACUUCUACUGUUCAGCAUAGCUUCAGGUUUGUCGAAUGGCGAGAUACCCCUCCAAAAACCCCCUACACGACCCCUGCAUGGGUCGGCUUCAGCGAACCGCAUCGUCGGAGGUGUCCCGAUCAGCAUCGCCGAUGCGCCGUACCAGGUUUCGUUGCAGUUUUCAAAAUCUCACAUCUGCGGUGGGUCCAUCAUCUCGCGGAGAUGGAUUCUGACUGCGGCACACUGUAUCCUAACGUCUUCCGCGUCGAGCUUCCACGUCCGAGCGAGAUCUUCCAAGCACGCUUCCGGAGGAUCGUUGAUUCCGGUUAGGCGGGUCGUGGUGCAUCCCUUGUACCGGGACUCCGGAGUGGACUACGAUUACGCGCUGGUGGAGCUGAGGAGAGGGAUUUUGUUGGGGAAAUAUGCGAAGGCCGUGGCGUUGCCGGAGCAGGGUGAGUCCGUUGCGGACGGAACGAUCUGUACGGUUUCGGGAUGGGGUAACACACAGAGCGCCUCAGAGUCCGGGGAAAUCUUACGGGCGGCAAAAGUUCCAAUCUUCAACCAAAUGCAGUGCAACGAUGCGUAUGCAAUCUUCGGGGGCGUCACCGAUCGUAUGAUCUGUGCCGGAUACCCGGAAGGAGGUAAGGACUCCUGCCAGGGAGAUUCGGGUGGUCCGUUGGUUGCCAAUGGUAAGCUCGUCGGGGUCAUAUCGUGGGGUGUCGAGUGCGCUAUGCCCGAAAUGCCUGGAGUUUACGCCCGAGUAGCUGCCGUACGUGAUUGGAUCCGAAGUAGCAGUGGAGUUUGAGAAAACUGUUAAUCUUUGAAGUGUAAUAUAAACGAUUUAAAUUGAUUCCU
Molecule: messenger RNA, 860 nt
Organism: Culex pipiens pallens (northern house mosquito)
Lineage: Eukaryota; Metazoa; Arthropoda; Insecta; Diptera; Culicidae
Product: trypsin-1-like
Exons: 2
Coding region: 16-810 (264 amino acids)
Biological process (GO): proteolysis
Molecular function (GO): serine-type endopeptidase activity
Source: RefSeq, a predicted model, not a curated record